This is a messenger RNA of Manduca sexta (tobacco hornworm), 867 nucleotides long. RefSeq lists its product as uncharacterized. Lineage: Eukaryota; Metazoa; Arthropoda; Insecta; Lepidoptera; Sphingidae. The record is from RefSeq and is a predicted model, not a curated record. Bases 113 to 811 code for a protein of 232 amino acids. The transcript is spliced from 5 exons.
GCUUUUGUUCGUAAUCAAAGAGAAUUAUAAUAUAUAUGGAAAGUUCGUUAUAAUUGGCAUAUGUCAUUAAGAGAUUAUUUUUCUUUUAUUAGUUUGUUUUUAAAAUCGAAAAAUGUCUGUAUUUGAUGGAGAAAUAGAAUACCAGUCGGUCUAUAUGGUUGAUUUUACGAAAAAGGAUAAACCUAAAAGUCCACGUCGCAAAGCCGUGGACGACGACUGCCUUAUUGUGGGAAUCAGCCGAGACUCCUUGAAGGCCCGAGAUGCUCCCAGGAAGAGUCCAGACGUGCUCUGUCCAAUCAACUUCGAAUUCUACAAGGAUGCUGUUGAGAGGUUUGCAGACGAUCAUCCGAAGCUAACCGAGAAGUACAUGUCGGCGGAUAUCGAGCCGACCCCGAUAGAUCAUCAGAUUCAAGACUUGAAGAGGACGGAAUACCUCACGAGAUACUGCUCCAGGGAGCUGCCGUUCAUGUCGGUGAACCUGGCGCGUCGUGCGCGUGCUCUACAGACCCUGCGCCUCCCGGACGACGUGUACAUCCCGGAUACAAGCCAAAAGGGUUCCUACCGCUGCCCCAAGCCGGAGAAGUACGCCGACCCACCCUCCGCCAUGUCCAUGAGGCCCAAGUUUGAUGACUCGUUGCAGAGAGAACUUCGUCGUAUUCUGCGCGUGCGCACCGGCGACACAACGUAUGGCGCGUGUCACGGACUCUUGGCUCAAGUGGUGUUGGAGAAGAACCCCUUCGGCCCUCCGCGCGAAGAGCCCAAGUACGGCCGCUGGCUCAACCCAUACACGUACACUUACAGGAUCGAUUGAAUUGUUUUAUGUUUGAUGUAGAUUUUUGGAUGUCAGAUUAAAUAAUUUUUAGUGGA